CCAGAAAGGGCGGGGCUGAAGGCCAGCGCCGGUGUCCCUCGGCCUGAGGAGCUUGAAGCUCCUAGGCUGGGGGUGAGAGGGGCUUCUGCGAAGCGCGCGGGCACGACGUGUGCCGAGGGGUGCUGAGGUGGUUGGCAGGGCCUCCCAGAUGUGUGGAGCUGUCCCUGGAGCAGUAGCCCUUCAUCACCAUCUCUACUUCCUUCCUUCUGAGGGAUCCUGAACGCUCUGUUGUCAUGGAAAAGUACCACGUGUUGGAGAUGAUUGGAGAAGGCUCUUUUGGGAGGGUGUACAAGGGUCGAAGAAAAUACAGUGCUCAGGUGGUGGCCCUGAAGUUCAUUCCAAAAUUGGGACGCUCAGAGAAGGAGCUGAGGAAUCUGCAACGGGAGAUCGAAAUCAUGCGGGGUCUGCGACAUCCCAACAUUGUGCAUAUGCUCGACAGCUUUGAGACUGACAAAGAGGUGGUGGUAGUGACAGAUUACGCUGAGGGAGAGCUCUUUCAAAUACUAGAAGAUGAUGGAAAACUUCCUGAAGACCAGGUUCAGGUCAUCGCUGCCCAGUUGGUGUCGGCCCUGUACUACCUCCAUUCCCACCGCAUCCUCCACCGAGAUAUGAAGCCUCAGAACAUCCUCCUUGCCAAGGGCGGUGGCAUCAAGCUCUGUGACUUCGGAUUUGCCCGGGCCAUGAGCACCAACACGAUGGUGCUGACCUCCAUUAAAGGCACGCCACUCUACAUGUCUCCAGAGCUGGUGGAAGAACGACCAUACGACCAUACUGCAGACCUCUGGUCUGUGGGCUGCAUACUGUAUGAGUUGGCAGUAGGCACCCCUCCCUUCUAUACCACAAGCAUCUUUCAGCUGGUCAGCCUCAUUCUCAAGGACCCUGUGCGCUGGCCCCCCACCAUUAGUCCUUGCUUCAAGAAUUUCCUGCAGGGACUGCUCACCAAGGACCCGCGGCAGCGUCUGUCCUGGCCAGACCUCUUACAUCACCCCUUCAUUGCUGGCCGCGUCACCAUAUUAACUGAGCCAGCAGGUCCAGACCUGGGUACCCCAUUCACCAGCCGCCUGCCCCCAGAACUUCAGGUCCUAAAGGACCAACAGGCGCAUCGGCUGGCCCCCAAGGGCAAACGAUCUCGUAUCUUGAGGCAAGCCUGUAAGCGCAUGGCCGAGGAAGCCAAGCAGAAGAAACACCACAACACAGGACCUGCCCUUGAGCAAGAGGACAGGACCAGCAAGGUGGCUUCUGGCACAGCCCCUCGGCCCAGACUAAAGGCCACGCCUCAGGAACCAGGCCUCUUGACUGGGAUCUUAGCCUCAGAAGUGAAGAGCAGCUGGGCUGAGUGGGGGGCUGGAGAGGCACCCCCUGCACCUCGGGAAAGCUGGAUCGCCCAGGAUUGUGAGCGAGCGUUCCCCGAGCUGAAGCCAGAGGUAGAGGGCCAGCGGAGCCUUGAUGCAGUGGACCUGGAAAACGAGGAGCCAGACAGCGAUAAUGAGUGGCAACAUCUGCUAGAGACCACCGAGCCCGUGCCCGUCCAGCUGAAGGCCCCUCUCACGCUACUGUGCAAUCCCGACUUCUGCCAGCGCAUCCAGAGUCAGCUGCAUGAGGCCGGAGGGCAGAUCCUGAAAGGUGUGCUGGAGGGCGCUUCCCGUAUCCUUCCUGCGCUCCGGGUCCUGAGCAGCCUCCUGUCCAGCUGCAGUGACUCUCUUCCCUUGUAUUCCUUCUGCCGGGAGGCAGGGCUCCCUGGGCUGCUGCUCAGCCUCCUCAGACGCAGCCAGGAGAGCACUAGCAUCCAGCAGCAGUGUUGGUACGGGACCUUCUUACGGGACCUGAUGGCUGUGAUCCAGGCCUACUUCGCCUGCACCUUCAAUCUGGAGAGGAGCCAGACAGGUGACAGCUUACAGGUAUUUCAGGAGGCUGCCAACAUCUUUCUGGAUCUGUUAGGGAAAAUACUAGCCCAACCAGAUGACUCGGAACAGACUUUGCGAAGGGACAGCCUUAUGUGCUUUACUGUGCUGUGUGAAGCCAUGGAUGGGAACAGCCGGACCAUCUCCAAAGCCUUCUACUCCAGCCUGCUGACGACGCAGCGGGCUGUGUUGGACGGGCUCCUCCAUGGCUUGACAGUCCCACAGCUCCCUUUCCACACCCCCCCAGGAGCCCCCCAGGUGAGCCAGCCCCUGCGGGAGCAGAGCGAGGAUCUGCCUGGAGCCAUUUCCUUGGCGCUGGCAGCCAUAUGCACUCCUCCGGUGGGGCUGCCUGACUGCUGGGAAGCCAAGGAGCAGGUCUCUCGGCAUCUGGCAAAUCAGCUCACCGAAGAUAGCAACCCACUGAGGUCCUCCCUCAUCUCUGGUCUAGAGCAUCCCAUCCUGUGCCUUCACCUUCUCAAGGUUCUCUAUUCCUGCUGCCACGUCAGUGAACGCCUGUGUCUUCUUGGGCAAGAGCCCCUGGCCUUGGGGUCACUGUUGAAGCUGGUCCAGAGCAAGGUUAAGGUGGUGGAUUGGGAAGAGUCUACUGAAGUGACACUCUACCUCCUCUCCCUUCUUGUCCUUCGCCUCCAAGAUCUGCCUUCUGGAAUGGAGAAGCUAGGCACAGAGGUCGCUCCUGUCUUUACCCAUUCGCACGUCGUCUCUCUCGUGAGCGCGGCAGCCUGUCUGUUGGGACAGCUCGGUCAGCAAGGGGUGACUUUGGACCUCCAGCCUACGGAGUGGAUGGCUGCAGCCACACACGCCCUGUCCGCCCCUGCGGAGGUCCGGCUGACUCCCCCCGGUGGCUGUGGAUUCUACGACGGCCUCCUCAUCCUUCUGCUGCAGCUGCUCACCCAGCCAGGGAAGGGUGAUCUGAUAAGGGACGUGGCUGGCUCAGAAAUGUGGACUGUCCUUUGGCACCGCUUCGCCAUGGCUCUGAGGCUCCCCGGAGAGGCAUCUGCACCGGAAGAGGAGCCGUCACUGUCCAGUCCACAAAGCCCAGAGCCAGACUGGACCCUGAUCUCACCCCAAGGCAUGGCAGCCCUGCUGAGCCUGGCCGUGGCCACCUUUGCCCAGGAGCCCCAGUUAUGCCUGAGCCACCUGUCUGAGCGUGGAAGUAUCCUCAUGUCCACCCUGAAGCAUCUGCUUUCGCCCAGCUUCCUGCAUCAGCUGGGCCAGGCGCCUCAGGGGUGUGAGUUUCUCCCCGUCGUGGUGCUCUCUGUCUGCCAGCUCUUCUGCUUCCCCUUUGCCCUGGACGUGGAUGCUGACCUCCUCGACGGUGUCCUGGCUGACCUCACAGCCUCAGAAGUCACAGCCCACCUGCUGCAGGUCUGCUGCCACCGUCUUCCACUGACACAAGUCGAGCUGCCCAUCAGUCUCCUCACGCGUCUGGCCCUCACGGAUCCCACCUCUCUCAACCAGUUUGUGAACACAGUGGCUGCCUUCCCUAGAACCACCAUCCCCUUCCUCUCGGUGGCCCUCCUAGGGGACCAGCCGCUCCUGACCUCUGACCUUCUCUCCCUUUUGGCCCACACCAUCCGGGUCCUGUCCCCCAGCCACUUGUCCUUUAUCCAAGAACUGCUGGCUGGCUCCGAUGAAUCUUAUCGGCCCCUGCGCAGCCUCCUGGGCCACCCAGAGAAUUCUGUGCGGGCCCGUACUUAUGGGCUCCUGGGACACCUGCUCCAGCACAGCAUGGCCCUGCGUGGGGCCCUGCAGAGCCAGGCUGGACUACUCAACCUCCUGCUGCUGGGGCUCGGAGACAAGGACCCUGCUGUGCGGCGCAGUGCCAGCUUUGCUGUGGGCAACGCAGCCUACCAAGCUGGUCCCCUGGGCCCUGCCCUGGCAGCCGCGGUACCUGGUAUGACCCAGCUGCUUGGAGAUCCUCAGGCUGGUAUCCGGCGCAAUGCCGUGUCAGCUCUGGGCAACUUAGGGCCCGAAGGGUUGGGGGAGGAGCUGUUACAUUGCCAAGUACCCCAGCGGCUCCUAGAGAUGGCGUGUGGAGACCCUCAGCCAAAUGUGAAGGAAGCUGCCCUCGUUGCCCUCCGGAGCCUCCGACAGGAGCCCUGCAUCCAUCAGGUGCUGGUGUCCCUGGGAGCCAGUGAGAAAUUAGCCUUGCUCUCUCUGGGGAAUCAGUUACUGCCACAUAGCAGUCCCAGGCCUGCCUCUGCCAAACACUGCAGGAAACUAAUUCACCUCCUGAGGCCAUCCCACAGCACGUGAUCUCAGAUUCCUGGGGUCCACCCUCCAGCCUUCAUUGCCCUGCGGUUGCCAACUCUUCCUUUUUUUUUACUCUACAAGCCACCAACUCAACUGAGAGCUAAAGCGACUGAGAGCGAUAAGCUGCCAAUCAACUCAUUUGAGGAUGAGAACCUAGAAGAGAUUUAUGUCUAAAGCUCCUUCUUUUCCCAGAUUCAGGAUGUUUUCAACCAGUAAACUUCAUUGUUAUUGGUGCCA
Sus scrofa (pig) is the source of this 4412-nucleotide messenger RNA. The record is from RefSeq and is a predicted model, not a curated record. NCBI's taxonomy places the organism in Eukaryota, Metazoa, Chordata, Mammalia, Artiodactyla, Suidae.